Messenger RNA from Nelumbo nucifera (sacred lotus), 3640 nucleotides. Its product is annotated as kinesin-like protein KIN-7K, chloroplastic. Gene Ontology annotation, molecular function: microtubule binding; ATP binding; microtubule motor activity. NCBI's taxonomy places the organism in Eukaryota, Viridiplantae, Streptophyta, Magnoliopsida, Proteales, Nelumbonaceae. Gene Ontology annotation, biological process: microtubule-based movement. The record is from RefSeq and is a predicted model, not a curated record.
AGGAAAAGAAAAAAGAAACCAACUAACGAGAACGAGCGUCUCAGACUUCUCAGACUGCUGGGCUGUUGAGUUUAGUUGAGACCUUUUUAAUCUCUCUCUCUCUCUCUCUCUCUCUCAAGACUCAACUCUCAAGUGGAUUGAAAAUGCGGUUUGCUUUUCACGAAGGGCCAUUGCUUCCAAAGCAAGCCAAAAAAGCUUGCGGUUUCUGACCGACUUAUGAUGUUCUUCGCUAUCCUUAGUUUAGAUCUCUGAGAACGAAGAGGGAUCCCUUUAUAAUGAUUGAUUUUCUGUAAAAAUGUCGGUUUCUUCGAUAGCUUCAUCUGCUCAUUUCAGGUCGGUUACUGAUAUGAUUCUACUCUGAUUAGGUGGAACAGAGUUUGUGUCCAUUAUUUUUGACUGAAAAAACUGAGUUGAAUCUGUAAUGGCAUCAAAACAAGGCUCUAAGUCGAAGAAAUCAAUCUCGAGUGUUAACAAAUUUCUUAAUUCUCCUUCAUCCUCGACUACUUCCUCUUCGAAACAGUUUCUAGACACCUCGCUGGAAGGUCAGAGUUCUCCUGCUUCUUCAUCGGCUCGAAGUAAACAACAAUAUUUCUAUUCGGAUAGUGUACCUCUUGAGGUCGAGAGACCCAAAGAGAAUGUCACGGUUACAGUCCGGUUUCGUCCUCUCAGUCCGAAGGAAAUUCGGCAAGGAGAGGAGGUUGCAUGGUAUGCUGAUGGAGAAACUAUCGUGCGGAAUGAACACAAUCCUUCGAUAGCGUAUGCGUAUGAUCGAGUAUUUGGCCCUACAACAACAAGUAGGCAUGUUUAUGAUGUAGCUGCACAACAUGUUGUUAAUGGUGCUAUGGAGGGCAUCAAUGGCACAAUUUUUGCUUAUGGUGUGACUAGCAGUGGCAAGACUCAUACAAUGCUUGGUGAUCAAAGGUCCCCUGGAAUCAUACCCUUGGCUGUGAAGGAUGCUUUUAGUAUCAUUCAAGAGACUCCAAAUCGGGAAUUUCUUCUUCGAGUGUCAUAUGUGGAAAUCUACAAUGAGGUUGUUAAUGACUUGCUGAAUCCUGCAGGCCAGAACCUAAGAAUAAGAGAGGACCUUCAGGGAACCUAUGUUGAAGGGAUAAAAGAAGAAGUUGUAUUAUCCCCUGUUCAUGCUCUGUCCCUUAUUGCAGCUGGUGAAGAGCACAGACAUGUUGGGUCUACAAGUUUCAAUUUACUCAGCAGCAGAAGCCAUACAAUAUUUACACUGACAAUAGAGAGCAGUCCAUAUGGUGAAAACAGCGAAGGAGAAGCAGUAAGCUUGUCACAGUUGAACCUCAUCGAUCUGGCAGGUUCUGAGAGCUCCAGAGCUGAAACCAAUGGUGUGAGACGAAAAGAAGGAUCAUACAUCAAUAAAAGCUUGCUAACUCUUGGAACUGUUAUAUCAAAAUUAACAGAUGGAAAGGCUACUCAUAUACCUUACAGAAAUUCUAAACUAACGAGGCUUCUUCAGUCCUCUUUAAGCGGUCAUGGGCGUGUAUCUCUUAUUUGCACUGUUACUCCUUCAUCAAGUAAUUCAGAAGAAACACAUAACACAUUGAAGUUUGCCCAUCGUGCAAAACAUAUUGAAAUUCAAGCAUCACAAAACAAGAUAAUUGAUGAGAAAUCACUCAUCAAGAAAUACCAAAAUGAGAUCCAAAUUUUAAAGGAAGAGUUGGAACAACUGAAAAGGGGUAUCAUUACUGUACCACCAUUGAAAGAUGUUAUUGAUGAUGACAUUAUGCUUCUAAAACAAAAGUUAGAAGAUGGUCAAGUCAAGCUGCAAUCAAGAUUGGAACAAGAAGAAGAAGCUAAAGCUGUUCUUCUGAGUAGGAUUCAACGGUUGACAAAGUUAAUUCUAGUGUCCACAAAGGCUACACAAUCUUCUAGAUUUUCUCAACACCCUGGUCACAGGAGAAGGCAUUCUUUUGGAGAAGAAGAGAUUGCAUACCUCCCAUACAAAAGGCGAGAUUUGAUCUUGGAUGACGAAAACAUUGACUUGUAUGUUUCUCUAGAAGGCAGCAGUGAAAAUACAGAUGAUUCUUCCAAGGAGGAAAAAAAAAGCCGAAAGCAUGGAUUGCUAAAUUGGUUCAAGUUGCGGCAGAAGCGAGAUAAUGGCUUCACAACAUUGACAAGCAUAGAUGGUGAUAAAUCAAGUGUGAGAAAGUCAACUACUGCACCUUCAACUCCUCAGGCAGAAAGCAUUAAUUGUUCCACAGAACCUAGAAUUUCUAAUUCUUUACUUACUGAAAGCACUCCUGUCGAUGUUUUGUUGGAGGUUGGACAGGAUAGAGAAGUUCAUGAUGAUAGAUUUUCUGUAUCAGAUGCACCGUUGGCCAGCAUAAAAAUGACAGACCAAAUUGAUCUGCUAAGAGAACAGCAAAAUAUUUUGUCUGGAGAGGUGGCGCUCCACCAAAUUGCUUUAAAGCGCUUGUCAGAAGAGGCUGCAAACAACCCUAAGAAGGAACAAAUUCAUGUGAAUGUACAAAAGCUAAAUGAUGAAAUCAUGGUGAAAAAACAACAGAUAGCUUCCCUAGAAAAACAGAUUGCUGUUUCCAUCCUAACAUCUCAAAACAAGGACACCUUGGAGUUGUCACAGUCUUUUGCUGAAGUGGUUGCUCAAUUGAAUGAGAAGUCCUUCAAACUUGAGGUGAAGGUUGCGGAUAACAGAAUAAUUCAAGAGCAGCUCAACGAAAAGAUCCGCGAGUGUGAAGGAUUGCAGGAAACAAUCAUUUCCUUGAGACAACAGCUGGCCGAAGCACAAGAGCUGAGGAGUUCUAGUUCAGUUUCAGUAACAGCACAUUCACAGCAUUACACUGAAGAGAGAAGCUUCCAAGAAGAAGUUGCUCUCAGAAAAGAAGAUGCAGUCCUUGGAGAUGCUAAUGAAGACUUGCCAAUACAAGAACAGGCAACCGAGGUUGAAGAACAGAAGAGGAAAAUGACUGAAUUAACAGAAGCAAAAGAACUGCUUGAAAUCAGAAAUCGAAAGCUGGCAGAAGAGAGCUCAUAUGCUAAGGGGUUGGCAUCUGCUGCAGCAGUGGAGCUGAAGGCAUUAUCAGAAGAAGUCGCCAAGCUUAUGAACCAUAAUGAGAGACUAGCUGCUGACUUGGCUACACUAAAGAAUUCCUCCUCCCAGCGAAAACCCAUUGGUACUGCUCGAAAUAGCAGAAGAGAUGGACAUAUCAAGAGGCAUGACCAAGCAGGAUCUGCAGACAUAAAGAGAGAACUAGCCAUGAGUCGAGAGAGAGAGCUGUCAUAUGAAGCUGCACUGAUAGAAAAGGAUCAAAGAGAAGCAGAGCUUCAGAAGAAGGUGGAGGAAUCUAAACAAAGAGAAGCUUAUCUUGAGAAUGAACUUGCUAACAUGUGGGUUAUGGUGGCAAAGCUGAAAUCUUAUGGAGAUGAGAAUAAUGAUUAUAUAUCCCAUAGAGUAGAUGGUAGUGAACUUUGGGACGAAUCAAUAGAUACAAAGAGAUUUCAAUAGAAUUGGCUCAAUGCCACGGGGUAUUAUGUAAGUGAAGAGGAAAGAAAUGAAGGAAAAAGAGGAAAAAGGGGGGGGGGACUCAGAAAUCAAGUUUGUCAUAGUGCAAAAUUCGUGUUAUUCCACUUUAAUCGGUUCUACUAAGCUCUAUUGUCA